AUGGCACUUGACAGUUAUCUUGCGGCGCAUAACCUUGCAUUGAUACCCAGACAAUCAUCUUAUCGAGCCGUUGUAACUCGUUCUCCGAUAUCUAAAGGAAGUGUAAUAAUAGAAUCUCCUCCUCUGUGUUCAUUUCCGACAUCUUCUGUUGCCGAUUCUAUCUGUAAUCAUUGUUUCAAUUCACAAGUUUCCUCUUCUCACAGCUUGAUGCGAUGCUCUCGAUGUAAAUCGGCGCUUUAUUGCAGUGUUCGAUGUCAGCGAAAAGCAUGGAAUUUACAUCACAAAUGGUUGUGCGAUGGAAUAAUUACAAAUAACACGAAUGGAGAUUACGAGAUGUUGCGGAGAGUCUGUCUAGUCAUUGGUGGAAUAGCCAAAAAAGAGUACCUGACGGAUUAUGAUGUCCUAUAUGAAACAUUUGGUGGGCUCAUGGAUCAUAAGAACGAUUAUAGCCAGGACAUGCUUGAAUACUUUAAUCAUGUCGCUACAGCAAUUCUCAAUGAGCUAUCAUCGAUUAAGAACUUCAAUAAGAACAAUUUUACAACUAAUAAUCUUGUAAGCUUUCUCUGCAUAUUUGGGUGCAAUAAUUUCACAGUGCAUGAUAAUCAGAUAUUUCCUGUUGGAGAAGGAACUUAUCCAGUUGGAUCUCUAUUCAAUCAUUCUUGCUAUCCAAAUGCAGUUGUAAUGUACCAUGGAAACGUUCAAGUCAUAAAAGCGAUUGAAGAUAUCAGCAGUAACGACGAGGUUAUGAUAUCAUAUAUUGAUACUGCAAAUACAAAAACAACAAGACAACAGUUGCUUACUGCUAAAUACUACUUUGACUGCGAGUGUAUUAGAUGUAAUGACAACGUUCCGUUGAUGACGUUUAAAGAUGUAGAUCACUUGCUGGUGCCAGCAUCAUCGACUAUGCCUACCACACUUCUGCUAGAACUGUCUACUCGUCAACGGACGCUUCUCUCUCCUCUACUUCCUUCUUUAUUCACCAUUCCUACUUCCAUCCCACCAACUCUGCUCCCAUCGUUACUCUCUCAACCACAUACUCCGCUUACCUUACUAAGUCAACACCUGUCUGAUCUACUUAGAAACGAACUGUGGGACAUUGCGGCAGGAAUUGGAUACCGUAUACUAGCCAUAUACAUACUAUGCUAUCCUAAAUAUCAUCCUAUGAUUGGGUUGCAUCUGUAUACAAUGGCCAAGUGUUUUUGGAACAGUACGAGCGGUGGCAGAACGGCUGUAGAGGAGGCGGUAAAAUUGUCAGCAAGCGCUAGAGCAGUGUUGGAAGUGAGCUAUAAAGAUUGCGGAAAAAUUAAUUGGGACGUUAUCAAUGCUAUCGAUGAUUUAUCAAUGAUGGCGUUGAAAGAAUUGAAUAUAUGA
Molecule: messenger RNA, 1371 nt
Organism: Paraglomus occultum
Lineage: Eukaryota; Fungi; Glomeromycota; Glomeromycetes; Paraglomerales; Paraglomeraceae
Source: the annotation of a GenBank genome assembly